Molecule: messenger RNA, 837 nt
Organism: Gryllus bimaculatus (two-spotted cricket)
Lineage: Eukaryota; Metazoa; Arthropoda; Insecta; Orthoptera; Gryllidae
Source: the annotation of a GenBank genome assembly
AUGCGUGCGUUCUCUAAAACUCCACAGUUGUACGUCAAAAGGAAGUCUCUAAAUCGGGGACCCCAACAGCACGCCCUCGGGGCCGCACCGGGCGGCGGCAGCGGCGGCGGCGGAGGCGGAGGCCGAGGCAAGCGCGGGCGCGGCCGAGCCCACAACAACCUGCUGCGGAAGCUGGCGUCGAGCCACUACCAGAGCUACACGACGGCGCUGACGGUGACGAUCGCCGUGGGCUGCUUCCUGCUGCUGCUCAACAUCCUCAUCUUCGCGGGCAUCUACCACCAGCGCGACCGCGGAGGCGGCGGGGGCGCGGGCGGCGGCGCGGGCGGCGCCGCGGGCGGCAGCGGCUUCGGCAGCAAGAAGAAGGACGAGCUGGCCGAGGCGGGCAGCUGCAGCUCGUCGUCGGGCGACGGCCACCACUUCGAGGCGAAGCACGCGCUGCUCGUGGACCACCUACCGCUGUCGGCGUCGCAGCAGCACCUGCACCGCGGGGGCGGCACGGUGGAGCUGCCCAUCCAGGAGUUCAAGGCCUCGCCCACGGCCGCCCUCAAGCGCCAGCUGCUGCAGGCUCAGCAGCAGGCGCAACAGGAGCAGCAUCAACAGCAGCAGCAACAACAGCAACAGCAGUUCGUGAACCCCGGCCCGUCGCCCCGCGGUUCGCCGCCCCCGACCCGCCUGACGUCACCCUCCAUCCCCGACCCGCCGCCACCGCCCAAGCACCAACCGCCCACGCUGUGCAACCAAGCCGGCGCCAGCGGCGGCAUCCUGCGGCAACAGGGCUGUCCACAGACGCCUGGCACCAUGAAGAAGCGUGUGCAGAUCCAGGAGAUAUCCGUGUGA